AUGGCCUUGACCAUCGCUACUUUGGCUGUUGCUGGGCUGGCUGCAGCCGCCCAUGCUGCUGAUCCCCCACAACCAACACCAUCAGAGCCCCCGUUCUCGUAUCCAGGAAUACCACCAUACAACGGGACGGGGCCCACGCUGCUCCGAUUUGGCUGCCACCAGGUUGUUGUUGACCGCAUCGACCCACUGGUCAACCCAGGUUCCAUUCCCUCGCCUCACCAGCACCAGAUUGUCGGCGGAGACGCCUUCAAUGCGUCUAUGCCAGUGUCCGACAUCAGCGACCUGUCGACUUGCACAACCUGCAGCUAUAGCGAUGACUUCUCCAACUACUGGACGUCCAACCUCUAUUUCAGAGCCCGCAACGGGAGCUACAAGCGUGUGCCUCAAAUUCCGAACCGCUUGUUCUUCGACGACGAGUUUACGACUCGGAUCAACGGCGGCAUGAUUGCCUACUAUGUGUCGCCUGGCAAGGGUGAGGUGAAGGCCUUUGAACCCGGCUUUCGCAUGUUCGUUGGCGACGCCGCCUUACGCUCUGAGCCCCAGGGCCGCUGGAACCUUUCGACGCAGAGCUGCUUCCGAUGCUACACUGGGCCAAACUGGGAGGGAGACGACUAUGCGCCGUGCCAGGAUGCUAAUGUCGAUACUCAACACCUCCCUAACCGUCCCUGUCACGGUAUCCGAACCAACGUUAUCUUCCCAACCUGCUGGGACGGCAAGAACCUAGACAGUCCCGACCACACGGCCCACGUCGCGUACCCCGUGGAAGGGCCGCAUGUGUUUGACGGCAUCGGUACCGCCGAGACGUGCCCAGACUCGCACCCCGUCAAGAUCCCGCAGGUCAUGUACGAGAUCGUCUGGGACACAUCGGGGUUCAAUGACCCCAACGAGUGGCCCGAAGACGGAUCGCAGCCAUUUGUCUUGAGUACCGGUGAUCGGACCGGGUAUAGCCAGCAUGCUGAUUACGUAUUUGGGUGGAAGGGAGAUGCGCUGCAACGGGCUAUGGAUGCUGGAUGCAUUGCGGCAAACUGUCCCGGUAUUGCGACGCAAACGGUGGAAAAAGCGGCCAAGUGCAAGGUGGCGGAAGUGGUGGGCGAGAACUAUGACGGCUGGCUCGACACUCUCCCUGGCAACCCCCCGCAACCUUCUGCGACCACUUCGACUUAG
Chaetomium globosum CBS 148.51 is the source of this 1164-nucleotide messenger RNA. RefSeq lists its product as uncharacterized. The transcript has 3 exons. The record is from RefSeq and is a predicted model, not a curated record. NCBI's taxonomy places the organism in Eukaryota, Fungi, Ascomycota, Sordariomycetes, Sordariales, Chaetomiaceae. Bases 1 to 1164 code for a protein of 387 amino acids.